Messenger RNA from Alternaria burnsii, 1899 nucleotides. Its product is annotated as heme peroxidase. The record is from RefSeq and is a predicted model, not a curated record. Gene Ontology annotation, biological process: response to oxidative stress. Lineage: Eukaryota; Fungi; Ascomycota; Dothideomycetes; Pleosporales; Pleosporaceae. The transcript is spliced from 2 exons. Gene Ontology annotation, molecular function: heme binding; peroxidase activity; oxidoreductase activity, acting on single donors with incorporation of molecular oxygen, incorporation of two atoms of oxygen. The coding region runs from base 1 to 1899 and encodes 632 amino acids.
AUGGGUGUCUCCAGCCAAAGCAAGCCUAAACCUUACAUAUACACGCCAGGCCUUCCGCAACGCGCCCUCAUAGCAGUAUUCCAUGGAGUGAAUAAUAUCAUACCAUGGCAUAAGCUGCCUACCUGGAUCGGUGUCCUCAACGUCGCCGCCUUCCGCUACGAGCUACGCCAAAAGAACCUGCACGAUGUAUACCCCUCUCCUAAUGAUCAAGGUACUCUUGGAUGUCCACAUCUAUCUGAUGAGCAGUAUUUGCAUACUCGCCACUCAGAUGGUUUGUUCAACGAUCUCUCAGCACCAAAGAUGGGAUGUACAGGUAUGCGAUUCGGCCGCAAUGUACCUCGCGAACACACCGCAAAGCCAAGCGAGGAGGAACUCAUGACACCAAAUCCACGACUCAUCAGUGAGCAGCUACUGAAGAGGGACAACUUCAAACCUGCAACAAGUCUGAACUUGCUAGCUGCGGCGUGGAUCCAGUUCCAAGUCCACGACUGGUUUCAGCAUGAGAAUUCCGCCUCGGAAACGUACAAUGUCCCGCUUCCUGAGGGUGACAAGUGGAGUUCGCCAGACGGCAGGAUGAAGAUUGAACAGACCCAGCCAGAUGCCGCGUUAUAUAAAACGGACAAAACAGCUUCAGCAUACAGAAACGUCAACACACACUGGUGGGACGGCAGUCAAAUCUACGGCAGCACAGAACUCCGCACAACCGAACUACGCGGGCAGAGCAAAAACGGCAAACUCACUGUCGAUACCCAGAAGAUUGCUACCUUCCUCCCCCGCGACUCGAACGAAAUUCCUCAAACAGGCUUCAUGACAAACUGGUGGCUAGGUUUAGAAAUGCUACAUACACUCUUUGUCCUCGAGCACAACACCAUCUGCGACGCCCUUGUCACUGCCCAUCCUUCCUGGAGCAGUGAGCGCAUCUUCGACACGGCCCGCCUAGUCAACUGCGCAUUGAUGGCCAAGAUACACACGGUAGAAUGGACACCAGCCAUCCUCGCGCAUCCCGUACUUGAGAUAAGCAUGAACGCAAACUGGUGGGGCGUCUUAGGCGAGCGACUGUACAAGCUACUCGGCCGUGUAUCCGCCACUUCAGAAGCCAUUUCUGGAAUCCCAGGGUCGAGCGUAGAGCAUCAUGCUGCUCCGUAUGCGCUUACCGAGGAGUUUGUAAGCGUGUAUCGUAUGCAUGCCCUCAUACCUGACACGAUCGCUUUCUUCAGCUCCAGGACUGGGGAGCACAAGACCACACAUCCCAUUGGCGAUGUCGCCUUCGAGAAAGCCAGAGCGCCUUUGGAGAACGAUGCUUUGGAUUUCUCAGACGUGUUCUAUAGCUUCGGGGUCAACUACCCGGGUGCUAUCACGCUGAACAAUACACCAGACUUCCUACGCGAUUUACACACUCCGGAUGGCCGACACAUCGAUCUUUCUACCAUUGAUGUCCUCAGGGAUAGGGAGAGAGGGGUUCCGCGUUACAACGCUUUUCGUCGGCUUUUCCACUUGGCACCUAUGAAUUCUUUCCUCGAGCUCACAGGCGGCAACAAAGUUGUUGCAGAGAAGCUGGCGAUCAUAUACGAGGAUGAUAUUGAGAAGGUGGACUUACUGGUUGGUUGUCUUGCGGAGCCAUUACCGGCGGGCUUCGGAUUCAGCGAUACGGCGUUUCGGGUGUUUAUCCUCAUGGCGAGCAGGAGGUUAAAGAGUGAUCGAUUCAUUGCGGGCGAUUGGAAUGAAAAGACGUAUAGUAAGGUUGGCAUGCGGUGGGUACAGAAUGGGGGGAUGAAGGAUGUGUUGGGGAGACAUUUCCCAGAAUUGGAGAGCGUGCUGGCGAAGAGUGGAAAUCCUUUUGCGCCUUGGACAAUGAAAGACGCGAGUAAAAAGUAUGAGGGAAAAGAGACUAACGCGUAG